AUGUGUGAUUGUGAAGCAUCCGUAUUCAACAGUGGUAUCGCUAUCGAUAGUACUUGUGACUGCCCGGAGCGAUUCAAGUACCAGUCCACCAGUCUUGGACAAGCCGUCGAGAUAGUGCAUCUCGUUGACUCACGCAGCCAAGGACUGAAAAACACUCGCCGGAAAAGUUCUCCUAAACCAGGAGUUGAAGUGCGCAGUGCAGAAACUUGCCCAUGUUUGUGGCAGCAACCGACGAACAGCCUGUUUCGUAUUCAUGUCUACUAUGCCAGUCUACUAGGUGGCCAAUACAUGCAUACAGUAGGGCCAGAAUUUAAUUGCAGAGCUUUCUUCUGGUACACCAAGUGCCGCAACACCCCAAAUCGCUUGAUGGAGUGCCCUCAGCUGGAGCAAUCUUCAGAAGUAAGCUUCGAAGAUCGCAUAACGCUAUCCGGCUACACAGAGGGCAAUUAA
Opisthorchis viverrini is the source of this 450-nucleotide messenger RNA. RefSeq lists its product as hypothetical. The transcript is spliced from 2 exons. Lineage: Eukaryota; Metazoa; Platyhelminthes; Trematoda; Opisthorchiida; Opisthorchiidae. Bases 1 to 450 code for a protein of 149 amino acids. The record is from RefSeq and is a predicted model, not a curated record.